Penicillium oxalicum is the source of this 168-nucleotide messenger RNA. RefSeq lists its product as uncharacterized. Lineage: Eukaryota; Fungi; Ascomycota; Eurotiomycetes; Eurotiales; Aspergillaceae. The transcript has 2 exons. The coding region runs from base 1 to 168 and encodes 55 amino acids. The record is from RefSeq and is a predicted model, not a curated record.
AUGAACGUAGGCCUUGCAAUUACUCGCGAGUCCUCGGCUCGCGCUACUCGCGAGUUCGAGUCAGAAAGUCCGGCUCGCGAGCCGUACGACGGGAAGACUCGCGAGUUCGAGCCAGAAGUGCGAACCGGCUCGCGAGUCGAGUCCAAAAAGCCGGCUCGCCGCGAGUAA